UUGGCGGAGGAAGCUGAAUCUGGUUCACACCGUACGCAGGAAAGCACUUGCCGCUAACCUUUAAAGUGGUCUCGUAUCAACCGCACAUAAAACAAUCUAGCCGGCUACUUGCUCAUUCCGUCGCAGUUCAUUCCGUAAGAUAUGAUGACCUCUUCACGCAAUGAUGUGUAUGGACUUCCACCCGAACAAGCGGAUGAGCCUCAAGACUUCCAGUAUGCACAAGAUAUGUUGAAGAGCUCCCCUCAACAACGACAGGAGCAACAACCACACCAACUCACUUCCGAGAGCCUGGACCAAGCUCUGGCGGCAAUUCUUGGUUCGGAAGAAAGCGAAAUAGCAUAUGCAGAUAUGGGCUCUGAUAUCACAAUGGUGACGCCGACGCCUCAGGUAGUGCUUUCCGAUUCGGACACAAACGGCAUGGGUACGCCCCUCUUCGGAUCCAUGCCAGCAUUAGGCCAAAACAAAUAUCCUUCCUCACCAGAGAACGGUCUCUAUGCCUCUGUACCACAACUCACGGUGAACUUUGAGAACACAUCAUAUCAGUACCCCCAGUGGCAUGAUCGCGAGGAGAGGUCGUCAGUGUACAGCGAAUCGGAUAACGACUCCAUUUCGGUUUCUUCUGGUGCGCCAUCGCCGUUCAUGGGACCUGUCGAUUUUGGACACCAGCAGUAUCCAAGCAUCAAUUUGAGUGCGCCUUUUCUGGAAGUUCCUUCCCGACAAUCGAGACGUUCCAGUGCAAGUUCUUUAAGCGGGUUCGAAGAUUUGACACUAGGUGACGAUGCAAGCGACGAUGGUUAUUUGACUCCAUCGCAGUAUGAUCCGCAGUUUACGAAUAUCGUCCAAUUGACAUCUCCUAUGAUUCACGCAAUUCCAUCCCCUUCCACAUCGCCCGCCCCGGGUCCUUCCUACUCACCUCAUUCGGCGUACUCAAUAUCACCAUAUCCAACCCCCAAUAAUAUCGAGCUUCCUGCUACUGCUAUUACACAGUUUCUGGAUUACAAUGGGACAGGGUUGGGGUCAGACUCGAUGUUUGGAAAUGUGGAAGAAAAUCCAGUGGCCCAAACUGAUCUUCAUCGAUCAAUCUCGUUUGAUGACCUAAUGUCGGAAUUUCAAAAGUACGAGCAAGGCGUAUCACCCCAGUUUCCUCAAACCGAUCAACGAACCACUCUGUUGCAACAGCAAUUUGGGCAGUCUGUCUUAUUGGGCCACCCUACACCUCCGGAUCAGUAUGAUCCAUCAUCUGAAGCCGGUUACAUCCUUUCCUCGAAGACUACGUCGACCACUCUAUCGACGACGCCCUCGUCAUCGUCCCUUUUACAGGAACAAGUCAAGCGAGAGGAACUCGAGGUACCGUCGCCGCCACCCGAGCGACGAGGGUCGCCGGUACCUCCCAACCCAGACAUGCCGCCAUUACCAAAGCCGUCGCAGAUGGCAGUCAAAACGCAGCGACAAACCUUGUACCAGUGUCCUUACCCAGAUUGUGGAAAGACAUUCACGCGCCCGUACAAUCUAAAAUCCCACUACCGAUCACAUACGGGCGAAAGACCAUUUGUGUGCGAGCACUGUCCCGCAACAUUUUCUCGUAAACACGAUCUAAAACGACAUUCUAAACUACACGAGGGCCUCAAACCGUACAUGUGUAUAGCCUGCCAUAAGGCAUUUGCACGAAGCGAUGCCCUACGACGUCAUUUGAAAGCGGGCGAGCCUGGAAAAGAAAGUCCGUGUUCUUUAAAGAUUAAAAAUGGACAGGUUGAGGGAGCUGGGGGGAUCGCAGGGGUGCCACGGCUGGAAGAUUUUCUGGACUCACUCGAUAGAGAAGGAGCACCUGUUGAAAGUUGAAACACAAAAGCGUCAAUGUCAUAGAAUAUCAAUUAGUUGAUUUAUGCUGUCACAACUUGUGCAGUGAUCCUGUAUUUCCGUUGCAUUUUAAAUUUUCAUGAUCAUGAUUGUAUGUAAAAUUGUAGCAGAAGGGAGCUGCUCGUGAAAUUAACUUUUCAUGCCAAA
This is a messenger RNA of Spizellomyces punctatus DAOM BR117, 2004 nucleotides long. RefSeq lists its product as uncharacterized. The record is from RefSeq and is a predicted model, not a curated record. Bases 142 to 1839 code for a protein of 565 amino acids. Gene Ontology annotation, cellular component: nucleus. The transcript is spliced from 5 exons. NCBI's taxonomy places the organism in Eukaryota, Fungi, Chytridiomycota, Chytridiomycetes, Spizellomycetales, Spizellomycetaceae.